Messenger RNA from Sinocyclocheilus grahami, 1907 nucleotides. RefSeq names its product high mobility group nucleosome-binding domain-containing protein 5-like. The transcript is spliced from 2 exons. The record is from RefSeq and is a predicted model, not a curated record. Bases 636 to 1181 code for a protein of 181 amino acids. NCBI's taxonomy places the organism in Eukaryota, Metazoa, Chordata, Actinopteri, Cypriniformes, Cyprinidae.
GAGUGGCUGAUCUUUUAAUAGCUCACUCUUUGUGGCAGUCCUUGCAUAUGGUCAUACCACCCUGUCUGCACCUGAGGGCGCUAGUGGUGACAGGAAGCGGUAGAGCAAGAGAAGCAAGGCGGAAGGAGUGUUUUUUUCUCACACUGUUUGGAAAAUUGUUGCGAAGGAGUGUGUGAAGUCUGGGUUUGUUGAAUCCUCAAACAGCGCAUGCUGUGGGAGGAUAGACACUUCUAGCAGCAAAGAAGGAGAAAUGGUUGGACAACUGGAGAAGGGAAGAGAGCAAAACAUGUGGAGAGGUGCCGAGCGCAGUUAUGACAAAGAGCUUACAGUGCUGGUGGAGCUGGAAGGGGAGGAUAGAAUCACAAUGAUGGAAUUGUUGAAGAACUGACAUUGCGGAUGGGACAAGGUUUUUGAAAGUUAAGUUCAACAAUGUCGUCAAAUCGUUGCCUUACUCAACGAAGUUUGAGACGCUCAGUGGGACUGAACACUUCAGGGUUAUACACGAUAGACAAGUCAAGGUUUGCCGUCUGUGUAUACAACCGGGCCAUGUUGUGAGGGAAUGCCCGAGCUUUAGGUGUUUUAGAUGCGACAAACAAGGACACUAUGCAAGAGAGUGCAAGGAGGCGAAUUGCGGCAUGUGUGGAAUGCGGCCAGGACUCUGCGUUUGUGAAACGCCGGCAGAGAUGGAAAAGGCUAACAGUGAGGAGGAAGUGUCGGAUCUAUACGAGGUGGAGGACAGCGGAGAUGAUGAGAGUGGAAAUGCAGAAGGAGAGGAGAGUCAAAUCGCCGGGGGAAAGGAAGACGCAGCGAUGACAUGGGAAGACAUUGGAAGGGAGAACAGUCGAGGGGAGGUAGACAUAGGGCAGCGGAUGAGAGAAAGAAAGAAGAAAGAGAGCAUACCAGGUGAAGAGAUGGAUCCUAAAGACCUGGAGUGUGAAGAUGGAGACGGGAAGAAGGUUAGAAAUAGAGAAGAUGAAGGUGAGAAUGCUGAAGGUAAGGGAGAUGAGCAGUGGGGGGGAAAAAGAAUGAAGAAAGACGAGGGGGGAGGAAAGGAGAAAGAAGUGCUAGAGAAUCCUGUGGUAAAUGCGGAGGAGGACAUGGACAUGGGUGAGGGGAAGAGUAUGCUGAAGAAAAGAAAGAAGAAAAGUGGGGAGAAGCACAAGGAAGAAAGUAAGAGCUAGAUUUAAUUUGAAUGGGUAUAAAUAUUAUUUAAAAAUGUGACAAUCAUUAUGUGGGGUGGUUUGCACAUUGCGAGUCUAAACAGUAAUGGGUUAAGAGACCUAAAUAAGUUCGAGAGGGUGAAGAGAGUGUUAAAAGCUGAUGUGCUGUGCUUACAAGAGACGCACUGGACAGGGGACAUAAUGGAUAAUAUAAAAAAGAUAUGGGAGGGAGAAAUUUACGUGAGUCACGGGAACGCAAAUGCUUGUGGAGUGGCUAUUUUGAUAAAAGGAGAAAGUGUGCAAGAUGUGAAACAGAUUUAUAAAGAUGGAAGUGGGAGAUUGUUAGGGCUUGAAUUUAUGUUUUGCAAUGAACUGUUUAGGCUUAUAAACAUUUAUGCACCGAAUGUAGAGGUGGACAGAAAAUAAGUCUUUAAUUAAAUGAAGACAUUAUGUAAAGGAAAGUGUAUAGUGGUUGGAGAUUAACGUAUGGUGUACGAGACUGGACGCUGGACACUUUAAGUAGUGCCAAUUUUAAAACUGAUGGGUCAAAAAAGAUCUUAAUGGAGUGGAUGUGGAAUGAAGAUAUAGUUGAUGUGUGGAGGGAAGAGAAUCCACAUAAGAGGGAGUUUUCGAGAAGACAAAUGGUGAUGGGUAACUUGAAACAGAGUCGAAUAGAUUUAUGAUUGAUGAGAAGAGAAAUGUUAAAAUAUGUGAAAUAUAGUUUUGUUGGUUUAAGUGAUCAUGCGG